CUAAGAUUUCCUGAAGAGACUCAAUAUUUAAACUUAACUAUUUCUCAAGUUUCAGCUGUGGAUUGGAACUGUAGUUAAACCUAAAAAAGGGAACUGUGACUCCGGUCGUGCAGUUGGCGGGCAGAUUUGCCGCUUGUGCGCAGUGUCCUUGCAUGUCGGUUCCACACUAUAUGGGGCAGCGAACGCUUUCAUGUGCCUGAUCGUGUGACUUGGUUUACUGUUGCCGCCCUAAUGUCAUCUUUGGCCCCGUGGUGGCGACUUUGAGGCGAGUUAUUGUGUCGAGUGGAAGGGUGAGAAGAACCUCCGGCGCACGAAGACUAGUCAUACAAACCACUGUAGUGAAUGAACUGAGAGGACUGGUGGUCUGUCUCUUUUUCGGGAGGUCCUAGCGUCUGAACAAAGAGACUAGACUCGCAACUCAGCUAUGCAUGAAGGCAGCAGAGCAAAAGAUAUCUUUGUUUUUUGUCCGGAGUGACAAGCCCUAUCAAUAAUCGCUGCUGAUCGCUGGCCGACAUUCUACGCAGCCAAGCGCUCUCCUUGACGCAUGCAUCGGUCGUCUUUGGACGUUUUGAUGGCCCUCAGCUAAAACUGACUGAUGGAAUUGUAUGUAUGGUACCUAAAGGAUGUACAAGAAGUUUCUUUCGGUGUCCGUCGUCUUCGUGCCUGCCUGUGUAUUACCAUCCAGCGUCCGUGUCUUUUUCCCGGCGGCAUUCACGCUGGAGCUCGCAAGUCUUUAACUUAAAGGAGCAUGACAGACCAGAAUUAUUCUCAGAAAGUGUUUUCUUCGGAACAAAUGCUUAUUCGACAAUUUCAGCUGUCACGUGAUCUGCUCUUUUUUUGUCGUAACGACAGGUGUGCAUCUCGUUGGCGAUCUCCGCUUCGUUAUCUUGCGACAGAGCAGAAUGGGGAACUCUGCGGGGGCGUAUUCGUUCCGAAACCAACAGGUUUCAGCAACCGUGCCGACAAGCAGAGAGAGUUCCCUCGAGGACGCGAGGAAGCAGCCUUCCCGCAGUAAUGCAUCGACAGGUUCUGUUUCCUCUUCUACCACCAGUUUCGGAGGGCAAAAUGCGAACACUUCACCAGACUUCAUUGGUAUGCCAACUUUCGGCGUGGAGGGCGAAGGGGUCGACAGCUCAAAUGGGACGCGGUCUGUCGCAGUCAGAGUGACUCUGCCAGCAGUCUCUGGAGGCGGCGCCCAUGUUUCCGGUGUCACUACCGCUCCAGCAGGUGUAACUCCGCAGGGGGCUCAGAUUUCGAUCCCGUCUGUGGAGUCCGGGAUCGGGCCGGAGAGUGACGCACAGAGGCCGUCGAUGCAUCCUCCGAUUCACUUCUGCGCAGAAACAAACGAUCCACAAGAUCCGUGCAACGCGCAGUGGUUGUUGUUGUGGACGUACGCAGCGUAUGCGUCGCCUAGGCCAAGUGCUGAAGAGCAGCGGCAUCUGCGCGUAUUUUUCGAAGAAUUCCCAGACCAGUGCACUUUCGGCCCCGCUGCGAGAUGUUACAGCGAAGCUGUCAAGACGUUCCCACCACGGGUAGAAAGUCGGCGGGACUUGAUGUUGUGGCUGUGCUUGGUUGAGAACCAGUGUCGGUUAAAGCUGGACAUGCCGACACGGCCUUGCAGGUACAGCGAACUCGUCCGUCGGUGGAGGUAUGACGAUGGCUACCUGUGAAAAGCACUGUCUGGUCAGCAUGGAAGCGACCGUUUGUGUGGGAGUGAAAAAUUUGCUCGUGGCAGUUCAGUCUCCGUCACCGCCUCGACCAUAGCACAUGACGGAAGCCGAAAAUCGCUACCCGGACUUUUUUUGUUGCUGACACGCCCGAUAUCUGUUUGUUCAUCUCAUGUCGACCGUCUUUCUCUAAGGCUGAAGUCGUUCCACUUUGCUUUGCUGAUGGUGUUCACUUCCGGUUCUAUCACAAAACCGGUACAGACGGGCAAUAUAGCUGUGUACUGUAAAUGAAUGUGAUGUACGCGGACCGCACCGGCGGAAUAGGCUUGACAUCUGGCGGCAUAAGGGAGUAGUGUUCGUCAACGGGUUACUCAAUCAGGUCGGUGAUUUGUCAGCAUUUUUGUGAGUGCUGAGUUUGAAAGGAAAUACGAGGGAUGUCAAACAGUGGAUAUAGUGAAUGAAACCGUUAGGGACUUGUGGGCUAUUGAGUGUGCUGAGACUGCAGUGAACCCUGCGUGGUCUGCCGGUUAGGCAUAUUAUGAGUAGAGAAAAUGCCAACUCUAGCAACACACGAUGUGCUGCGGCGUGCACUUUGCCCCGUGUGGGAGUGCUAACUGUGAAUACGCUGCACACUUCCCCUACGUAAUGACGUACUAAUUUUUUGAGUAUGCAAGCGAAACAUGGAUAGAUAAGUAGUGCUCGGGCGCUGAUCGAAAUCGAAUGCGUCUCAGCUGUCAGCCUGAGCUGAUGGAGGAUAGAGUAAUUGUGCGCAUCUACAGUGGUCGCAUGUGUGUUUGUCUUUCUACAUAAGCUAGCGGGGGAAGCGUGAACAGGACAUGCGAACAUCCAGCACACUGGAUGAAAGGUAUAUAGAUGUGUAACCAUUCAUAUAUGCAUAAGCCAAUGCCAAAAGCUUAGUAGCAUUUCGUACGGCGGUAGAUAAGAAUGCAUGGGGUGCAUGAGCUAGAGGAAUACCCAGCGACAGACAAGCAGCAUGAGGGCCGAGAAUAGUUGAUUGCGUCCCGGGCACGGUGGCGCUACACAGAGACACCUCCGUUAAAACACCUUCUUAAGCAAACUCCACACAUGAUAUCGACUUACACGAAGGCGAACCAAUGUUCCGUGCAAGGGUGAAAACGGACUGUUCUCGGUUGCUCAUGCCAGCAACGGAAGGCUGCAGGUCACGUCUCAUCCAAAACGCGACAAGCGGAGAUGAAAACAAUUGGUUUCUGUCCCUUACGUUCAAAAGCAUCAAGCUUACGACGUGCACUAUCGCGUCAGCUCCGGUGGCCUUUAGCGUCUGACUCCGCCCUGCGCACAGCCGGAUCGUGGCACUUUCCCACCCAAGUGUUUGGUAGUUCAUCUUUUGGACUGGUAGUCUCGCACCUGCCAGGAAAGGCACUGGCGAAACAACACUUCUGGAACAAAGAGUUUCGUUCAAACUUCUUUAUAUA
Toxoplasma gondii ME49 is the source of this 3121-nucleotide messenger RNA. Its product is annotated as Erv1 / Alr family protein. The transcript has 4 exons. Lineage: Eukaryota; Apicomplexa; Conoidasida; Eucoccidiorida; Sarcocystidae. Gene Ontology annotation, molecular function: thiol oxidase activity. Bases 903 to 1670 code for a protein of 255 amino acids. The record is from RefSeq and is a predicted model, not a curated record.